Molecule: messenger RNA, 1714 nt
Organism: Lucilia sericata (common green bottle fly)
Lineage: Eukaryota; Metazoa; Arthropoda; Insecta; Diptera; Calliphoridae
Product: prolyl 4-hydroxylase subunit alpha-1-like
Exons: 9
Coding region: 68-1714 (548 amino acids)
Biological process (GO): peptidyl-proline hydroxylation to 4-hydroxy-L-proline
Cellular component (GO): endoplasmic reticulum
Molecular function (GO): iron ion binding; protein binding; procollagen-proline 4-dioxygenase activity
Source: RefSeq, a predicted model, not a curated record
AAACUUAGCAACGAUAAGACGUUUUCAGCCAAAAGAAGGCAAAGCGCGGCGCUUUUUACCAAAGGAUAUGUUAAGAAAUUUAUUUAUAACUGCAAUUUUUUGCACCUACACCCUACUGUUGGGCAAUAAAGCGUGCUGGGCGUUAACGGUAGAAAUUGAUUAUUUUUCCUCGGUGGCGGGUUUGGAAAAUUUAUUUAAAACGGAAGUGCAACUGCUAGCGGAAAUGCAAAAUUACAUUUAUAAUUUGCAACAACAUAUUGAUGUGUUGCAAAGUGAAUUAAAUUUUAUCCAUCAAGAACAUGAUGAUGCUUCAAAAGAUCUUGAGGGUUAUCUUAACAAUCCCAUAAAUGCGUAUCGUUUGAUAAAACGUCUCUAUACCGAUUGGCCAACAUUUGAGGAGACUGUUACGGUUGAUGCCACACGUACAAAUUAUUUGGAGAAUAUGAAAGAAUUAAAACAAAAUCUAAGUUUUCCCACACAAAAUGAUAUGGUUGGUUCGACAUUGGCCUUGGUACGUUUACAGGAAACAUAUCAAUUAGAUGUCUCACAAGUGGCUAGUGGUAUAUUAAAUGGUGUAAAAUAUGGUUCGUCUAUGUCAUGGCAAGAUUGUUAUUUAGUUGGUGAAUAUUUGUAUGCCAUGCAAGAUUAUAAUCAUACAAUACCUUGGCUAAAACAAUCUACCAAAAUGUUGAUGUCUGGUGAUUUUAAUGAUGCCGAAAUGACUUUGGAGUUUAUAGAAACAAUUGCCGAAUAUCAUAAGACAAUAGGAGACUUCCAAUCAGCUUUGGAGCUAAUGGACUAUAUACUCAGCCAAGAUGAAACACGCCAAAGUGCUCGAGAAACUAAAAUGUAUUUGGAGGAAGUUAUAAAUGAGGGUAAACAAGAGGGAUUAAUGUAUCAAAAUUCUAAACAACAAAAUCAUUAUCAUAAUACCAAUGAAUAUAAACUUUAUGAAAAAGUCUGUCGUGGUGAAUUUGCACUCAGAUCUCAACAACAACAACAACAAAGUCUUCUAUACUGUAGACUUUAUACCAAUAAUCAUCCUUAUCGUUUACUGCAACCCUACAAACUAGAAGAGUUAUCGCUAGAUCCUUAUAUAGUUUUUAUUCAUGAUGUCAUAAGUGAUCAUCAAAUUGAGGCGAUUAAGGCAAUUGCUCAACCCCAUAUGGAAAGAUCUACAGUGUUUUCAAAAGAUGGCAGUCACUCGGAAAUAACCUAUUAUCGUACCAGUAAAACUGCCUGGUUCAAAUAUAAUUAUCACAAAUAUACCACACAAUGGUUGCAGCAUGUUAAUCACUUAACAGGGCUAAAUACUGACAAUGCUGAAGAUUUGCAAAUAGCUAAUUAUGGUUUGGGCGGUCAUUAUGAGCCACAUUUUGAUUUCUUUACGGAAGAUUAUACUGAUAGCGAUAUGGAGGGAAAUCGCAUAUCAACAGCUAUUUUCUAUCUAGCCGAUGUUGAAGAAGGCGGUGGUACUGCCUUUCCCUUUUUGAAUAUAUUGGUGAAGCCCCGCAAAGGUGCCAUGUUAUUUUGGUAUAAUUUACAUGCCUCAGGUGAUGGUGAUUAUCGCACCAAACAUGCCGCCUGUCCAGUAUUGAAGGGUUCCAAAUGGAUUGCCAAUGUUUGGUUAAGAGAACUGGAUCAGUUCAACCGUAGACCCUGUGAUCUAACAACAAAUCAUGAAGUUUCUUUAAUGUAUAAAGAUUAUGAUUAA